Messenger RNA from Ornithodoros turicata, 3054 nucleotides. Its product is annotated as stromelysin-3-like. Gene Ontology annotation, cellular component: extracellular matrix. The transcript has 8 exons. Gene Ontology annotation, molecular function: metalloendopeptidase activity; zinc ion binding. NCBI's taxonomy places the organism in Eukaryota, Metazoa, Arthropoda, Arachnida, Ixodida, Argasidae. The record is from RefSeq and is a predicted model, not a curated record. The coding region runs from base 62 to 1816 and encodes 584 amino acids. Gene Ontology annotation, biological process: proteolysis; extracellular matrix organization; collagen catabolic process.
CAUCAGAGCGGCCGCUCGCAUUCGUUUACCGGCGUUUGGAUGUGGAGUGCUACCGUCGAGAAUGAUGUCCCUAGGUCUUCAGCUUUUGUGCGGGCUUUGUGCCCUGGGGAUGACGUUGGCAGAAACAGAAAUUGGACAAGGGGACGCUCUGAAUUAUCUGCAGAAGUUCGGCUACGUCAAAAUGACCCGUAACCGCACGGGGGCGUUGCUCUCCAGUCAGGCCCUGUCCGCUGCUAUCAAGGACUUCCAGCGAUUUGCGGGACUUCCCGCCACAGGUCAACUGGACAACGUGACAGCGACGACCAUGAGACUUCCCCGGUGUGGUGUCCGCGACCGCUCCGACGAAAUAGGUCCCGAAUCUCGACGUCGUCGUCGGAGAUACGCUCUGCAGGGAUCCAAGUGGGCCAAUCAUGAACUCACUUAUCGUAUCAGCAAAUAUCCGAGGAGGAUCAAGGACCGCGACGCUGUUGACAAGGAGAUCGCCAGAGCCUUCAAGACCUGGUCGGAUGUGACGCCCAUGACCUUCACUCACAAGAAGACUCCAGGACGUGUGAACAUUGACAUUCAAUUCGUCCGAGGGGAGCACGGUGACGGCGAUCCUUUCACUGGACCAGGAGAGACGCUCGCCCACGCUUUCUUCCCUCGCUACGGUGGAGAUGCACACUUUGACGACGAAGAGAAGUGGACCAUCGGGGAGUACUCAGGAGUGAACCUGUUUCAAGUGGCAGCUCACGAAUUCGGUCACUCACUUGGCCUCUCCCAUUCCGACGUGCGCCGCUCACUUAUGGCUCCAUUCUACCGAGGGUUCGAACCAGGGUUUCAACUUGACAGGGACGACAUCGAUGCUAUACAAGCCCUUUAUGGCCCUGCACAAAGAACAACCAAAGGUCCGACACGCGGCACCAGCCGUCGUCCCUCCCUACCUGGACCCGACCUGUGCCAAGACUCGAGCAUAGACGCCGCAACGCGUACCGAGGACGGCAGCUCGUACGUCUUCAAGGGAGAUUACUAUUGGAAGAUCGAGAACGACGGCGUAGCUGAAGGCUAUCCAAGGAUGAUAAGAGACGACUGGGAAGGUCUUCCUGGAGACAUCGACGCUGCACUCACGUGGUCCGACGGAAAGACGUUCUUCUUUAAGGGAUCUCAGUACUGGCGUUUCCGCAACCGCAAGAUGAUGCCCAACUACCCUCAGCCAAUCAAUGUGGGCUUCCAGGGUGUUCCGAACAACAUCGACGCCGUCCUCGUAUGGAGCGGAAACGGAAAGACGUAUUUCUUCAAGGGCCGCCAGUACUGGCGUUACGACAGCCGCAGCGAGAUCCCAGUCUCUGACCGCUAUCCUCAGCCUAUCAGCAACUGGAACGGAGUCCCAGACUACCUGGAUGCUGCCUUCCAGUGGCAGAAUGGGUACUCAUACUUCUUCAAAGGGAAGAACUACUAUCGCUUCAACGACAAGGAAUUCGGGGUGGACGAUGGCAACCCCGCUUACCCACGACCAACGGCGGUGUGGUGGUUCGACUGUAAGUCAAUGUCAAACUCCGACGAAGUAGCUGCUGCACAUCGCCACCCAGAGAGUGCUACAGCCCAUCUCCUGGACCGCACACCAGCGCCCCCGCGUCCAGCACCAUCCGUGCCCAUCUCUUCUGCCGGACUACUAGACGACAGCAUAGAAGCCGGAGAGUCGGUCGUGGUCUCUAAACGAGUGCCAGCGCCAACAGACUCCGACGUAGCACUCAAGAGUGCCGCGACAUCUUUGAACUGGGCAUUGCAUGUCAUCGUGCUGCCUCUCCUUCUACAAGUAGCAGCCACGAGACCGUGAAAAAUUAUGGCUCCAUGAGAAAUGGAGGUGAACUUUUGAUUGCUGUUCUAAGCAGGCCUUGGGACUGUGGUUUCGCACUCUGUGAUUCUGAAACCAUCCAACUACGAUGAUCAAACGUGUGCCUUUUGGAGAGCGAGACAGAGUAUGCUGCUGAGUGGACUGCCUGCUGGAGAACUCUACUGGGCGGCGCUUCGUCGCUGUGUCGUUGCGCGUUGAGUGAAUGUGGAUGCUACCACUAACCAGCCACGGUGUAAGGUUACGUACGGUUUAUGACCGCUUGGGUUAGCAUCCGUCUCUGUGAUAGAGCACUAGCACAGUUAGUGUAGUGCCGGCGCUACACUGCUUUUACGCCAUCUUCCUCGUUGGCGAUAUGUUUGCAGUCUACAUGGUAGCUCACCAUGGGUUUCCUUACUGGUAUCGAUACAAGUAGGCGAUAUUUAUUGACGCAGAGCGAACUGAAAGUGAAUUAAGGCUACUAUACAUAAGAGAGAAAGAGACACAGAGGACUUGACCUUCGAGGCACGUACAUGUACCCUUGCACCGUGGCUGUAGGAGCAAUAUUUUCAAGGACCUAUGAAAGUGAGGAAAGAUAAGAAGAGAUUGACUGUUGGUUCGCAGACUCGGCUGGCUGUCAUAUUUUUAUUCUACCACUCAUAUUUCACUCGAUCUUCUGAAGACUGAAUGGUAGCCCACGUGUGUUGUGAUUGCUAUGCACUUGUAAUUAUGAGAGUGAAACCUAUUAACUGUAGUUGGCUAGCCCCCCCAUUAGCCCAAAACGAUGUUGCCUUCAUGGGGGUGUGGCUCGUAAUUUCUUUCUUUAGGCGAUUUUCUUUCAUUAAGGAUUGAAUGCUUUCAUCACAUGGAUCAACAUGGGUCACACAGGUUUAUUGUUGAGAGACUGCUUGCUUUUCCCUUCGUUAUUUUGGAACAUAUUGAACCGCAAGAACAAGGUAAUAAUAUUCCAGGAAGCAUGACCAGUGAUCAUUGGCUACAAGACAGAAAGGACUCGCAUCAUCUCUGUGUGAAGCAAAUCCUUGACUCAUUACCGCCAAAGGGGCGUAUACUCAACUGCAUGUUGUUUCAUCAUCUCGUUUGUGUCUAGUCUUUUACAUUUAUGCUGCUGCUGUGUGACACUCUCAAAGAGAGUGCUGCCUACCGCCAAAAGAUUGUCACUUCCUAACGUUCAUGUGUGUGAUUGAAUUGUGAUUGAAAUGAUGAUAAACAAGUUUGUUUCCUUA